AUGCUUAGUCCGAAGAUACAACGCUCUAUACGCGUCAACGAUGGCCAACUCAUCGCCUUAUCAGAACGUGCUCAGUAUGACCAUUCACAGGCGGGUUACUUGCACAAACGUAGCUCGGACAACACGAAAUGGCAACUGCGAUGGUUCAUUCUUUAUCAGAACCUGCUAUUCUACUACGAAUCCGAAAAUAAUACACGGCCAACAGGUGUGCUGCUUCUAGAGGGUUCAUAUUGCGAAAGACUCAGCAAAUCACCAAUAGAAAGAAAUGCUUCAUUUUGUUUCAUCAUAUCUUAUCGCCGUGAGAGUCAACGUCAGUACGAACUGAGAGCCGCUUCCGAGGUAGACUGUGUUCAUUGGGUCGACGCGAUCAGAGAGGCGAGCUUCAAUAAGCUUUUACUCCAAAAGGAAGAGCUGGAGCAGAAGCAAUUGCAUCUUCUUCAGGUCGUGGAGAGCGAGCGUACAUCUCGAUGGCAAUACGCCCAGCAAUGUGAGGAACUGUCAAAUGAAGUGAAAAAACUGCGCUCUGAGUUAUAUGCUUACAAGAAAGAACAUGAGCCAUCUACACGGGCGACGUCCACCAGCAGCCUGUCUCCGACUCUUUCUGAUGAAAUUGAUCCGUCAGAGUUGCGCAAAAUUAAAAAAGUCCAGAGUUUCUUCCGAGGCUGGCUUUGCCGACGCCGGUGGAAACAAAUUGUGGAACAAUACAUCAAGAGUCCACAUGCCGAGAGCAUGAGAAAGAGAAACAGCCUCGUUUUUAAAAUGGUCGAAGCCGAAGAAGAGUAUUUGGAACAAAUGGAAAUAUUGGUGACGUGUUUCCUUCGCCCAUUCAAAAUGGCCGCCAGUUCUAAGAAGCCCCCGUGCACUCAUGAAGACGUCAAUUCCAUAUUUCUGAACAGUGAGACCGUGUUAUUUCUACACCAGAUCUUCUUCAAAGGUCUCACUUCGAGAAUGGAGUCGUGGCCCACACUUGUCUUAGGAGACCUAUUCGACAUGCUACUCCCGAUGCUGACAAUAUACCAGGAGUACGUACGGAAUCAUCACUACUCUCUCCAAGUACUAACUGAGUGCAAGCAAUCACAGCCUUUCACCCACCUACUCGCUCGGUUGGAAAGCAAGACGGCAUGCCAAGGACGAUCUUUGGAAACCUUCUUAACGUUUCCCAUGCAUCAGAUCCCACGCUAUAUAAUAACUCUGCAUGAGCUGCUGGCCCAUACCCCACACGACCAUGUUGAGAGACGUAGUCUUCAACAUGCGCGGGCGCAGUUAGAAGAACUAUCGCGGCAAAUGCACGAUGAAGUGAGUGAAACGGAAAAUCUGCGGAAGAACUUAGCAGUUGAACGAAUGAUUAUUGAAGGAUGCGAUAUAUUGUUGGAUGUGAACCAAGUGUUUAUACGGCAAGGAACUCUGUCCCAAGUGGUGGGUAAGGGCCGUCGGGCAACAUUGCAGUCAAGACAAGCCUUUCUCUUUAGCAACCACCUUCUGCUUACUACAAGGGCUGCUGGUGGGCGUCUUCAUCUUCCACCAUCAGGGAGGCUACCACUGCAUGAUGCACUACUCAUCGAGGAUCCAUCCAGCCACGAUGAUGAUGAUACCGCGUCGGUCUGCUCUUCACCCGGUGGUGACUGCUAUCAAAGCAAAGACUUCAAAAUACUCGUUGAAGUUAAAGGAGAACACAUAUGUGCUCAGUUAGUGGCAGCGACCAUAGAAGAGAAAGCCGCUUGGACGAGCGAGUUGGCCCAAUGUAUGGAAAGUGCGGCUUUAACUGAGUUACUAAGAGCCUCUGGGGCUUGUGGUACUGCAUCGGCCAGUUUACCGGCUUGCAGGUCCGACCGGGCCCUUUUCACGGAUGACGUCGAUAUCAGAUUCAGCAGAACUCUGAACUCUUGCAAAGUACCACAAAUACGAUCUGCCACGCCCCAACGUUUACUACAGAGAUUGACAGACCUUCGCUUUCUCUCCGUGGACUUCUUAAACACAUUUCUCCUAACAUACCGUGUGUUCACUGAUGGAGUGACGGUAUUGGAAGCCUUAAAGGCAGUGUUUUAUGAACAGUCUCAGCAGGAUAUGGAUCUUCCACCACCACCGGAUGCUGCAAGGAAAGCUAGCGGGGCUAGCUCUGUCUCAGGUUAUGGUUCAGAAUACGGUGACAGAGACUGGCAGUCAAGAUUUUGGCGCAUCCAGCGAGGAAAAAGCGAAGAAGAAGAUAAAUUGUCGCCCUACCUAAUGGCACCAUCGAGACGCGCGUCAGCAGUUGGAAAGCCCGACGAAGAGAAUAAAGAAAACACUCAUCUAACGAUUCCAAAAAUAAUGGCGACGUCCUCCAGUAACGAAACGUUAAAGGGAACUCUUUCAACUGGCACGGGGACAACAGGUACUUCUCCAUCCUCUCCUGGGGCCAUUAGCUCCGUAACUCUAGUAGGGAGUCGGAAAAGUAGCCCAGAACACGCUGUUGAAGUUGGAAAAAAAGAAUCGCCAACCAAAGUUAAAGACAAUGAUAAAGCAGCUAAAAUGAUGAAGGAUGAAAGUAUCGAACUGGUGGACCAGAGCGAUGAAGAUAUUAAGUACAAGGAAGAGGAACAAGAGAAACAUAAGCCUAAAAUUGAAGAGAAGUUUAAGAUUUCUCAGAGAUUUUCAGAGGUUAGUAUCUCCCACAUCCAACGAGUACGUACGAUGUCUGAAAGUCCCCGACGGCUCCAACCAAGCGCAGGGCAAAGCGCCGCGGAGCUCCGUCGUCGGUCCGAAGGUGCUCGGGAGACUGCGCCCCCAACGCACGAACCUCGCCGUGCGUCGGAUACCGCAGCACGCAUUUCUAGAAGGUCGGUCAGUGAACGUCGGCCAACAAAUUCAUCGAUAAAUGGAGAAAGACGACGUCAUUGGGGAAGUUCGGAGCCACGCUCUUCUGUCGCCUCCCAAGCUUCACAAAUGCAGAAACAAUGUGCAAGAUCUAGAAUUGAAGCAUCAAUAGACAUGAUUAAAAUUGAUGUUUUUGUACAUUUACCACAGAACUAUCGCCGCGAAACUGGUCAACCGAAAGCUGGAGUAGUCAUAACUUCAUUCAGACAAUCACAUAGGAGGAGCAGUACAUCAACUGCUGCAGUAGCCUUUGCUGUGGCUACAUCUGCUUCAUCAAAUCCUCGAUCACCGCCAGCUAACUCUCCCACACAAGCGAGAAGAGAUUCUGUCAUAUCAACCGCUGCUACUAUGAGAGUCUUGAAUGUACUUCGGCACUGGAUAUCGAAACACUCAUCUGAUUUCUGGUCUGACGAACGUCUUCGCGGUCUUACCAUGGAUUUCCUGAAAGAGAUAGAGAGUAGCCCUGGUCUGCUACCGUCCGAACAUAAAGCGGCUUCACAAUUAUUGCGACUUCUUGAACGGUCUCCGGACAGAAAUGUGGACUUAAAAGCCAUUUUUGCACCACCAAAGGUACCCACUAAAGAAUGUCUCGAGACGUUGUCGGCCCUCGAAAUUGCAGAACAGAUGACAUAUCUUGAUUAUCAGAUAUUCAGUUCGAUUCACAGCGAGGAGUUCCUAGGACAAGCGUGGACGAAGGCUGACAAAGCAGAACGCGCCCCUCAUAUACUAAUGAUGACGGCCCAUUUCAACCAUAUUUCUAGCCUCGUCAUCUCAGAGAUCCUAAAAAGAGUGCCGUUUCCAGGAACCCCUCGCGACCUCCCGGAACUCCAAGAGCACGCUCUCAAAUGCCGCGUUGGUUCCAUCGAAAAGUGGAUAGCCGUUGCGGACAUUGCUCGUUGUCUUCACAACUUUAACGGUGUACUACAGAUUUGCGCAGCUCUUUCGAAUACGUCUAUAUUUAGACUUAAAAUGACCUGGGAGAAGGUUUCGAAGACGAGCAAGCAAACACUAGAGAGACUACAAAAUCUAACAUCGUCAGAAUGUCGCUUCAGGAAUUUGAGAGACGCUCUACACAGGUGUGACCCGCCCUGCAUCCCAUACCUUGGCAUGUAUCUGUCAGACCUCUCUUUCAUAGAAGAGGGAACUUCGAACUUCACACCGGAAAAACUACUCAACUUCUCCAAGAUGAGAAUGAUAGCUCAUGUAAUCCGCGAGAUACGUAAUUUCCAACAAACACCAUACAAAAUUGAUCGGAUUCCAAAGGUCAGCGAUUUUCUAUUGGAUCCAGCUCUGGCAUACUCUGAAGACAUGCAAUACUCAUUGUCUUUAGAGCAGGAGCCUCGCGCUUCCCGGGGCUCCGCUAGUGGAAUUACAGUGACUCCACCCUCGCCCGCCUCACCAUCUGCCCAGCGGCGGCGUAGGGCUUCCCUUGCUGCAUUAGCACCUCUUAGAGCUGAGCGUUAG
Messenger RNA from Pieris macdunnoughi, 4317 nucleotides. Lineage: Eukaryota; Metazoa; Arthropoda; Insecta; Lepidoptera; Pieridae. The record is from the annotation of a GenBank genome assembly.